Symphalangus syndactylus (siamang) is the source of this 1209-nucleotide messenger RNA. It is a transcript of the gene GON7, whose product is annotated as GON7 subunit of KEOPS complex. Lineage: Eukaryota; Metazoa; Chordata; Mammalia; Primates; Hylobatidae. The record is from RefSeq and is a predicted model, not a curated record. Gene Ontology annotation, cellular component: EKC/KEOPS complex.
CGACUUCCGACAAACGGAUGUCACUCCUCUCCCUUCUCCCGCCUGCGCCGGCCGCGGGCUGAUUUCCGCCUCCGGGUGGCGCUUCCCGGUGUCGUGUUCUGGAAGCUUAGCGGUCACCAUGGAGCUGCUGGGAGAGUACGUCGGGCAGGAAGGGAAGCCGCAGAAGCUGCGGGUGUCCUGUGAGGCGCCGGGUGACGGCGACCCUUUCCAGGGCCUGUUGUCUGGCGUGGCCCAGAUGAAGGACCUGGUAACGGAAUUAUUCGACCCCCUGGUACAGGGGGAAGUGCAGCACCGGGUGGCGGCGGCUCCAGACGAGGCCUUGGACGGUGAUGAUGAAGAUGAUGCAGAAGAUGAAAAUAACAUUGAUAACAGAACUAACUUCGAUGGACCAUCUGCAAAAUGGCCAAAAACACCGUCUUAACAGUAGCCUUCAUGACAUUUAAAAGAUGGCUGUUGUAUCCUUAUUGUCACACUAGGACAUUUAAGGAAGACUUAUGCUCUAAUUUGGAAAAGCAUUUGUGUUGUUCUCCUGGGACAAUUUUGUCAAAGAGAAAACUGGUUUUUCUGUUUCUAGCAAACAUAGUAAACGCUUAGAAAUAAAAUCUGUUUUCUUGAGAAAUAAAUUUCAGACCCUGGAAGGAAAAUAGAACACUUCAUAAUGUGUAAAAUCCUCUAAGUUGGCAACUGAAUUUUUAUCAUUGUUUUCUGUUUUUAAAAUAAUCAUUGAUUUGUGUGAUGUCUACAUCUUUUAACUUCUGGUUCUGUUAUAAAGAGUACAUGUCACGGUUCGUAGGCAGUAACAUUUCAGCGAACUGACAUGAACAAGUGGUGAAAAUUGGGCAUUAAAUGUAACAGUUUUUCAUAAAUAGAAGGAAAAUAAGGAAAUAGAAAUACUGAAGAGAAAGGAGAGUCCUUGAAAGAGACCCAAGGAAACCCUGAAUUCAUACCCACGUCAAAUAUACAGAUAUCCUGAGAUGAUGCCACUUGAUGAAUGUGCAUUAAUCUGAUUUAUCAUGUACCUUAAGAGAGCCAUAUGGGGUAUGUUUUUGUGCUGUGAUAUGGUAUGUAUACAGGUACAAAUAUAAGGCCUUAAGUAAACAAUCUGCAUUGAUUACAAUUUGGAUAUUUCCUCUCCUCCUGUAGCCAUACUUUGAUUUUGCUUUAAAAAGAUUAUUGAAUCCUUUUAAAAAUAUAUAUUCCUAAAAUAUG